Messenger RNA from Phaeoacremonium minimum UCRPA7, 366 nucleotides. RefSeq names its product putative cyclin-dependent kinase regulatory subunit protein. Lineage: Eukaryota; Fungi; Ascomycota; Sordariomycetes; Togniniales; Togniniaceae. Gene Ontology annotation, molecular function: protein kinase binding; cyclin-dependent protein serine/threonine kinase activator activity; ubiquitin binding. Bases 1 to 366 code for a protein of 121 amino acids. The record is from RefSeq and is a predicted model, not a curated record. Gene Ontology annotation, cellular component: cyclin-dependent protein kinase holoenzyme complex; SCF ubiquitin ligase complex. Gene Ontology annotation, biological process: regulation of mitotic cell cycle. The transcript is spliced from 3 exons.
AUGUCUAACGGCGAGCACGGCAUCGACUCGACGCGUCGCAACAUCAAGCCUCGGCUGUUGAGCGACAACGAGCGCGCUCGUCUCGAGGAAUACAUCGACUCAAUCCACUACUCUGCCAGAUAUUCUGACAGCGAAUAUGAGUACCGACACGUGCAGCUGCCCAAGGCCAUGCUCAAGGCCAUUCCGAAGGAGUACCAUGACAGUUCCAAAGGCACGCUGAAGUUGCUAUGGGAGGACGAGUGGCGAUCAAUGGGCAUCACACAGAGUCUCGGAUGGGAGCACUACGAGGUCCACGAGCCAGAGCCGCAUAUCCUACUCUUCAAGUGGGUUUACUCCUACAACGUGUUCAUUACACUUGGGUACUGA